AUGACUGCAAAUGCAGUGAACGAGUGCAGAAUGGGAGAAGGUAAUAGUGAUGUCUGCGUUGUACCAAUAUCGUCCCGAAGUGAAAUUGAAGGCACUGAGGGAACUCUGUCCGCAUUGGUAACGUCUCCUCAUGGCAAGGACCAUAAGAUCGUCUUCUACCGCAACAUCAACGUGUUCUCCUUCGAACUGCUCGAUACGUCUCACCGACAUUCCAUCACUUACCGGUUGGAUGAGCUGCUUUGUGUACGCACGACUUCAGUGAAAGUAAAGAGCGGACUUCCAGUGAUACCUGAGAAUAAGGUAACCUUGCAGAGCUUCGUUUUUUUAAUUUUGGAAAUAGUAUGA
Messenger RNA from Cooperia oncophora, 345 nucleotides. The record is from the annotation of a GenBank genome assembly. NCBI's taxonomy places the organism in Eukaryota, Metazoa, Nematoda, Chromadorea, Rhabditida, Trichostrongylidae.